Molecule: messenger RNA, 1536 nt
Organism: Lates calcarifer (barramundi perch)
Lineage: Eukaryota; Metazoa; Chordata; Actinopteri; Centropomidae
Gene: il17a/f1
Product: interleukin 17a/f1
Exons: 3
Coding region: 255-740 (161 amino acids)
Biological process (GO): inflammatory response
Cellular component (GO): extracellular region
Molecular function (GO): cytokine activity
Source: RefSeq, a predicted model, not a curated record
UCAGUGGAGACAACGACCACCUGUAACUUUACAAACACCAGCAGAGAGCAAGACCGUUUAGAACUAUAGGUCGGCAUCCUGAUCUUCAGCAGAGGCACAAUAGAGACAAAUUCUUUCUGACCUGAACCUCCAGCAGAGCCUGAGGAGCCUUCGAACUGUGAAAAACAGACCAAACUCUGAAAGAUCUGCAGAAAGACCGGAUCUGAAGAAGAGCAAAAAAGAACAUCUGAACUAAAGAAGCAGAAGAGUUCAGCAUGUUUUCAACAUCAAACUUCUCCAAAGUGAUGGCUGCCUGUGCUGUGGCAGUUAUAAUGAUGAUGAUGAUGAUGGAGGCUGCAGCCAUGCCAAAACACUCGAAGACACACAAAAAGUCUGAUGGUGCAGCAGUAGAAACAGUCCCCCUGCAGCUGGACCUCAACUCUUUUGUUCCUGCAAGAAACAUCAGACCACUGGAGAACGCCUCCAUUUCCCCAUGGACAUACAACAUCUCCCAUGAUGACUCCCUGUUCCCCCCGGUGCUGUCGGAGGCUCGCUGUUUGCUGCAAGGCUGUCUGGACUCACAGGGUGUGGAGGAUCGGAACCUGGAGUCCAGACCUAUCUUGCACCAGGUGCUGGUGCUGCGGAGGGUCAGGUCUGCAGGUGCAGGGGACGGGCACAACUACCACUACAAAUUGGAAUCCCGCCUCAUCGCUGUGGGCUGCACCUGUGUCCGACCCAUAGUCCACACACCCCAACAAUGAAGACCAGAUCAGUUCUUGCUUUCUAUCAAGUCAAAUAAUGGCAGACAUACUAACUUCAUUUAUGUAACACAACAAAAAUAAGGUAGAGAGUUGACGCACAACUAAAAUGCAGAGAACAGAUAGAGGUAAAUAAAUAGGAUUAAAUAUGUAAUACACUUUCAAAGUGAUUUUCAGAUUUCAGAAUAUUUUGCCUUUGUUUAUAGUAACGUGAUUAACUGAAGAGAAUAUAAUGUAAAAUGUAAAUAACUUCAGAUUUAACUGAGUGCACUGAGGGAAGAUAAUGUUGGAUUCAGACGUAAACCUGUGAGUCAUCUGCAUAUGAACAGAGACUGAUAUCGUUUUUCGAGAUAUUUAGGCAACAUGGUAAAUACUGUGGCUGUUUUAAUUAGUUUUAAUUAGUUGCUUAUAUCUUAUGAUUUAUACUUAGUCACAGUUACAAGAUAACUCAUAAGAAUCUCAUUAUUUCUGACUUCAUUACUGGAUUUGAAUUGAUUUGAUGAUGUGAGGUGAAAGUUUGCUGCUCUGUGAACCACUGGAUUUUAAUUAAUCUUUUUAUUUUCAAUAUAUAUAUUUUUUCUCCAAACAGAAAAAGGAGAAACUACACAACCAAAGUGACUCUGGAUAUGAAGUUUAAAUGCAAACAAAGAUUAUUAUUCAAUGUGUUUCAUAUACUUUGUUCUAUUUAUGGUUAAAGUUAAUUUAAAUAGUGUUUUAUUUAAGUGUUAUGAUCUUCAGUAGGUAUUUAUUGGUGAUGUUAGUGUAUUUAUACAGUUCAAUAAAGAGAAUGAAAAAAGAA